UCUUCCACCACAUUUUCCACCAUUUUCCACCGUUGCGUUGCAUGUUGCUUCCACAUGGCCGUCUAACCCUUGCCCCGUGGCCCUUCACCCAGCGCCCCCUUGCCGUGUCGCACGGCCGGGCUCCAGCGCGGUACCGUCACCGCGGGGCAGCGGCCUUGGUGGCCAUGGCUGCAGUGACGCGGCGCGCGCGGAAAGUGGCGGUGGUGGGGGGGUGGUCCGGCAGGACUGGCUGCUUGUCGAUUCCUGGAGAAGUUUGGACAUCAGCCCACAGUUUUCGAAAUCAGCAGCGAAGUGGGUGGAAUUUGGGCGCCCGAACCGGCCAAUGA
Cladocopium goreaui is the source of this 326-nucleotide messenger RNA. The record is from the annotation of a GenBank genome assembly. Lineage: Eukaryota; Dinophyceae; Suessiales; Symbiodiniaceae.